Messenger RNA from Cynoglossus semilaevis (tongue sole), 960 nucleotides. RefSeq names its product SFT2 domain containing 3 (gene sft2d3). The record is from RefSeq and is a predicted model, not a curated record. Lineage: Eukaryota; Metazoa; Chordata; Actinopteri; Pleuronectiformes; Cynoglossidae. Gene Ontology annotation, biological process: vesicle-mediated transport. The transcript has a single exon. The coding region runs from base 30 to 689 and encodes 219 amino acids. Gene Ontology annotation, cellular component: membrane.
UUAGCUAUUAGCCUGUUAGCUACUCCGUGAUGGCGGACCUGAACCGGCAGCUCCAGGAGUAUCUGGCCCAGUCCAAAGCACCAAAGACCUUGUCUCAUUCCAGCUCUAGCUGCGCGGUGGAUCUUGAAAAAACAGAGCCGGUAACCGGUAGCUGGUUCGGUCAGUGGUCCAGCCCGUGGUCCGGUCAGAGCUCCUCAGGCACAAACGGCAGUUCGUUCUGGCCAUGGUCAGCGGAACCGGAUCCAUGUCUACCGGGGAUGAGUCGCCGUCAGCGGCUGGUCGCCUUUGGCGUCUGCGCCUCCUUCUCUGCGCUGUGCUUCGUCCUGUCGGCACUUUACGCCCCACUGUUGCUGCUCUAUGCCCGGAAGUUCGCGCUGCUCUGGUCUCUAGGUUCUCUUUUUGCCAUCGCGGCUGUGGCGAUGCUUCGGGGCCCCAGCAAACUCUUGUCCGGCUUACCCUCCUCUCCCGGGGCCGCCCUGUAUCUGUGCGCCCUAGGCGGGACAUUGUACGCGGCUCUGAGCCUUCACAGUACUGCGCUUACGGCGCUGGGCGCCGCCCUGCAGGUCGCCACCAUCGUCGGGUACGUGUUGUCGCUGGUGCCCGGAGGAAGCGCCGGAAUGCGAUUGGUGGGAGGAAUGGCAGCGUCCGCCAUCAAAAGAACAGUUAGCGGAAAAAGUCUGCCUAUCUGAGAUUAUCAGGGGACCGGGACCGGGACCCGGUUCCUGUAGAACGUGUCGGUACAUUCCAGAACAGCAGUUGAAGAAGACUGUUUUUUUUUUUCUCGACCUCAUGAGUUUGUAAUCAAAAAUGUGAACUUAUUCACUUUGAUUUUGUUAGAAACUGAUUUUCAGUCCAAAUACCGGAAGUUUAGAUAAACAAACUUCCUACUGUUAUAACUAUCUUCUCUGUCCAGCUGUUGGUUUUCUGUGAAAACAAAUACUAAGACUCAAAACUGCUGAA